ACAGAGAGAGGGCAAGAAAAGAAAUGAAGAUUAUGAAACUGAAAAACAUUGUGUUUGUUGUGUUUGUGUGCAUGGUUUCAGGGUGCCUGAGUGCAUCUAUCAACGAGUCAUUUGUUGAGCUGAAAAAAUGCAACAUUUAUGAAGGAAAAUGGGUUUAUGAUGAGUCCUUCCCGCUCUUCGAUUCCUCAAAAUGCUCUGCCAUUCGCGGCCAAUUCAACUGCCUCAAAUACGGCCGCCCCGACCACCAGUUUCUCAAGUACAGAUGGCAGCCCAAUGCCUGCAACUUGCCUAGAUUCGAUGCCAGAGAUUUUCUGGCAAGGAUGAAGGGCAACCAUAUUAUGUUUGUCGGGGAUUCAGUGAGUGAGAACCAUGGGCAAUCACUUAUUUGCCUUCUUAAUCAGGCCGGUGCACCGGCCCAGGUUGUCGAGGCCGUAAGUGGCCGGACCCCGAACAACUUGGUCACCAAUGUUAAAUUAGAGGCGCAUGGAAUUACGAUUUCAAUUCUCCUUUCGCAUUAUUUGGUAGACAUCGAAAAUGAGAAAAUCGGUCGAAUUUUGAAGCUCGAUUCGAUUAAGGACGGAAACACAUGGAAGCAGGCCGAUGUCUUGAUCUUCAAUACCUGGCUAUGGUGGUAUCGUAAAGGCCCUAAACAACCGUGGGAUUAUAUAGAAAGUGAGGGAAAGAUAGUGAAAGACAUGGACCGCAUGGAAGCAUUUCGUAGAGGUCUUACCACAUGGAAAAAUUGGGCUGACUCAAAUCUUAAUCCUUCCAAAACCAAAGUUUUCUUCCAAGGGAUCUCUCCUAUGCAUUACAAUGGGGAAGAUUGGAAUGCGAGAGGAGUGAAAGACUGCUCUCGAGAAACAACUCCAUUGGAGGGUUCGACUUAUCCAGCCGGGGAGCCGUUAGCGUUAAAAGUGUUGAAAUCGGUUCUAUAUCGAAAAACAUCAUCAACAUCGAUGCCAGUUUCAUUGCUCGACAUCACAACUCUGUCUCAGUUGAGAAAGGAUGGGCACCCUAGCAAGUACAAUAACUUGGGUGGCAUGGACUGCACCCAUUGGUGCCUCGCAGGAAUCCCGGACACAUGGAACCAUUUACUAUACACAGAGUUGUUGCGCUAAAUAAGGAUCAUAUAUAAUAUAACUCACCCUAUUCUUACUA
Messenger RNA from Salvia splendens (bonfire salvia), 1158 nucleotides. Its product is annotated as protein trichome birefringence-like 38. The coding region runs from base 24 to 1118 and encodes 364 amino acids. The transcript has 5 exons. The record is from RefSeq and is a predicted model, not a curated record. Gene Ontology annotation, molecular function: O-acetyltransferase activity. Gene Ontology annotation, cellular component: Golgi apparatus. Lineage: Eukaryota; Viridiplantae; Streptophyta; Magnoliopsida; Lamiales; Lamiaceae.